GCCCCGGCCCCCUAGCCCCAGCCUGCCGCCAGAGCCUGGCAUGUCAAGGCCUGGCCCGUGCCUGCCUGCCCAGCCCGCGGAACCCUGGCGGCCCCGCGAGCUAGGAUGAGGGGCCAGGCCGCCGCCCCGGGCCCCCUCUGGAUCCUCGCCCGGCUGCCGCCGCUGCUGCUGCUGCCGCUGCUGCUGGGGCCCCGGGCUCGCGGGGCCGCGGGGGCGGACGCGGGCCCCGGCGCCGAGACCUGCGCCACGCUGGUGCAGGGCAAGUUCUUCGGCUACUUCUCGGCGGCCGCCGUGUUCCCGGCCAACGCCUCGCGCUGCUCCUGGACCCUGCGGAACCCGGACCCGCGGCGGUACACGCUCUACAUGAAGGUGGCCAAGGCGGCGGCGCCCUGCGCGGGCCCCGGCCGCGUCCGCACCUACCAGUUCGACUCGUUCCUGGAGUCCACGCGCACCUACCUGGGCGUGGAGAGCUUCGACGAGGUGCUGCGGCUCUGCGACCCCUCCGCGCCCCUGGCCUUCCUGCAGGCCGGCAAGCAGUUCCUGCAGAUGCAGCACCAGCAGCCGCCCCGGGACCGCCCCCGGGGGGGGCCCGGCGGGCCCCGCGGCCCCGCGGACGACUUCUCGGUGGAGUACCUGGUGGUGGGCAACCGCAACCCCAGCCGGGCCGCCUGCCAGAUGCUGUGCCGCUGGCUGGACGCCUGCCUGGCCGGCAGCCGCAGCUCCCACCCCUGCGGCAUCAUGCAGACCCCCUGCGCCUGCCUGGGCGGCGACGCCGGGGACCCCGGCCCCCCGGCCCCCCGGGGGGACGUCUGCCUGAGGGACGGCCUGGCCGGAGGCCCCGAGAACUGCCUGACCAGCCUCACGCAGGACCGCGGCGGGCACGGCGCGGCGGCCGGUGGCUGGAAGCUGUGGUCACUGUGGGGCGAGUGCACCCGGGACUGCGGGGGAGGCCUGCAGACGCGCACGCGCACCUGCCUGCCCGCCGCGGGCGUGGAGGGCGGCGGCUGCGAGGGCGUGCUGGAGGAAGGGCGCCUGUGCAACCGCAAGGCCUGCGGCCCCGCUGGGCGCACGAGCUCCCGGAGCCAGUCCCUGCGGUCCACGGAUGCCCGGCGGCGCGAGGAGCUGGGGGACGAGCUGCAGCAGUUCGGAUUCCCCUCCCCGCAGACCGGUGACCCCGCGGCCGAGGAGUGGUCCCCGUGGAGCGUGUGCUCCAGCACCUGCGGCGAGGGCUGGCAGACCCGCACGCGCUUCUGCGUGUCGUCCUCCUACAGCACGCAGUGCAGCGGGCCCUUGCGGGAGCAGCGGCUGUGCAACAACUCCGCCGUGUGUCCAGUGCACGGUGCAUGGGACGAGUGGUCACCCUGGAGUCUCUGCUCCAGCACUUGUGGCCGCGGCUUCCGGGACCGAACGCGCACCUGCAGGCCCCAGUUUGGAGGCAACCCUUGCGAGGGGCCUGAGAAGCAAACCAAGUUCUGCAACAUUGCCCUGUGCCCUGUGGAUGAGGGAAACUGGAAUGAAUGGUCGAGCUGGAGCACUUGCUCCGCCAGCUGCUCGCAGGGCCGGCAGCAGCACCGUGAGUGCAAUGGACCCUCCUACGGGGGUGCCGAGUGCCAGGGCCAUUGGGUGGAGACCAGAGACUGCUUCCUGCAGCAGUGCCCAGUGGACGGCAAGUGGCAGGCCUGGGCGUCGUGGGGAGGCUGCAGCGUCACGUGUGGGGGUGGCAGCCAGCGACGAGAACGUCUCUGCUCGGGGCCCUUCUUCGGCGGGGCAGCCUGCCAGGGCCCUCAGGAUGAGUACCGGCAGUGCGGGACGCAGCGGUGUCCUGAGCCCCACGAGAUCUGCGACGAGGACAGCUUUGGGGCAGUGGUCUGGAAGGAGACACCAGCUGGAGAGGUGGCGACAGUCCGAUGUCCUCGCAACGCGACAGGCCUCAUCCUGCGCCGCUGCGAGCUAGAUGAGGAGGGCAUCGCCUACUGGGAGCCGCCCACCUACAUCCGCUGCGUCUCCAUCGACUACCGCAACAUCCAGAUGAUGACCCGCGAGCACCUGGCCAAGGCUCAGCGUGGGCUGCCCGGGGAGGGCGUGUCAGAGGUCAUCCAGACGCUGGUGGAGAUCUCCCAGGACGGCGCCAGCUACAGCGGGGACCUGCUGUCCACCAUGGACGUCCUGAGGAACAUGACGGAGAUCUUCCGGAGGGCCUACUACAGCCCCACCCCCGGGGACGUGCAGAACUUUGUGCAGAUCCUCAGCAAUCUGCUGGCGGAGGAAAACCGGGACAAAUGGGAGGAGGCACAGCUGAUGGGCCCCAAUGCCAAGGAGCUCUUCCGGCUGGUGGAAGACUGUGACGUCAUUGGCUUCCGCAUGAAAGACUUGAGGGAUGCGUACCAGGUGACGGACAACCUGGUGCUCAGCAUCCACAAGCUCCCGGCCAGCGGGGCCACCGACAUCAGCUUCCCCAUGAAGGGCUGGCGGCCCGGCGACUGGGCCAAGGUCCCAGAGGACAGGGUCACCGUGUCGAAGAGCGUCUUCUCCACGGGGCUGGCAGAGGCCGAUGACUCGUCUGUGUUCGUGGUUGGCACGGUGCUCUACCGGAACCUGGGCAGCUUUCUGGCCCUGCAGAGGAACACCACCGUGCUGAACUCCAAGGUCAUCUCGGUGACGGUGAAGCCCCCCCCUCGCUCCCUGCUCACCCCCUUGGAAAUCGAGUUCGCCCACAUGUACAACGGCACCACCAACCAGACCUGUAUCCUGUGGGACGAGACAGACAUACCCUCCCCCCCCGCCCCCCCGCAGCUCGGGCCCUGGUCGUGGCGCGGCUGCCGCACGGUGCCCCUCGACGCCCUCCGGACGCGCUGCCUCUGUGACCGGCUCUCCACCUUCGCCAUCUUAGCCCAGCUCAGCGCCGACGCGACCAUGGAGAAGGCGGCCGUGCCGUCGGUGACGCUGAUCGUGGGCUGCGGCGUGUCUUCCCUCACCCUGCUCAUGCUGGUCAUCAUCUACGUGUCUGUGUGGAGGUACAUCCGCUCCGAGCGCUCUGUCAUCCUCAUCAACUUCUGCCUGUCCAUCAUCUCCUCCAACGCCCUCAUCCUCAUCGGGCAGACGCAGACACGCAACAAGGUGGUGUGCACGCUGGUGGCGGCCUUCCUGCACUUCUUCUUCCUGUCCUCCUUCUGCUGGGUGCUCACCGAGGCCUGGCAGUCCUACAUGGCCGUCACCGGACGCCUCCGGAGCCGGCUCGUCCGCAAGCGCUUCCUCUGCCUGGGCUGGGGGCUCCCUGCGCUGGUGGUGGCCAUUUCCGUGGGAUUCACCAAGGCCAAAGGCUACAGCACCAUGAACUACUGCUGGCUCUCGCUGGAGGGAGGACUGCUCUAUGCCUUCGUGGGACCCGCCGCCGCUGUGGUGCUGGUGAACAUGGUGAUCGGAAUCCUGGUAUUCAACAAGCUCGUGUCCAAAGACGGCAUCACGGACAAGAAGCUGAAGGAGCGGGCAGGGGCCUCCCUGUGGAGCUCGUGCGUGGUGCUGCCGCUGCUGGCGCUCACCUGGAUGUCUGCCGUGCUGGCCGUCACCGACCGCCGCUCCGCCCUCUUCCAGAUCCUCUUCGCCGUCUUCGACUCCCUGGAGGGCUUCGUCAUCGUCAUGGUGCACUGCAUCCUGCGGAGAGAGGUCCAGGACGCCGUGAAGUGCCGCGUGGUGGACCGCCAGGAGGAGGGCAACGGGGACUCGGGCGGCUCCUUCCAGAACGGCCACGCCCAGCUCAUGACUGACUUUGAGAAGGACGUGGACCUGGCCUGUAGAUCAGUGCUGAACAAGGACAUCGCGGCCUGCCGCACGGCCACCAUCACGGGCACGCUCAAGCGGCCGUCGCUGCCCGAGGAGGAGAAGCUGAAGCUGGCCAAGGGCCCGCCCCCCACCUUCAACAGCCUGCCCGCCAACGUCUCCAAGCUGCACCUGCACGGCUCGCCCCGCUACCCCGGCGGGCCGCUGCCCGACUUCCCCAACCACUCGCUCACCCUCAAGAAGGACAAGGCGCCCAAGUCCUCCUUCGUGGGCGACGGGGACAUCUUCAAGAAGCUGGACUCCGAGCUGAGCCGGGCCCAGGAGAAGGCUCUGGACACGAGCUACGUGAUCCUGCCCACGGCCACGGCCACGCUGCGGCCCAAGCCCAAGGAGGAGCCCAAGUACAGCAUCCACAUCGACCAGAUGCCCCAGACGCGGCUCAUCCACCUGAACAUGGCGCCCGAGGCGGGCUUCCCCACCCGCAGCCCCCCCUCGCGGGAGCCGCCCGGCGGCGGGCCCCCCGAGGUGCCCCCCGCCCAGCCCCCGCCGCCCCCGCCCCCGCCGCCCCCGCCGCCUCAGCAGCCCCUGCCCCCCCCACCCACCCUGGAGCCAGCACCCUCCGGCCUGGGGGACGCGGGGGAGCCGGCCGCCCACUCGGGAGCCAGCGCCGGGGCCGGGACCGGGACCAAGAACGAGAACGUCGCCACCUUGUCCGUGAGCUCCCUGGAGCGGCGCAAGUCUCGGUACGCAGAGCUGGACUUCGAGAAAAUCAUGCACACGCGUAAACGGCACCAGGACCUGUUCCAGGACCUGAACCGCAAGCUGCAGCACGCGGCCGAGAAGGACAAGGACACCCUGGGCCAGGACAGCAAGCCGGAGAAGCAGCAGACCCCGAGCAAGCGCGCCUGGGAGAGCCUGCGGAAGCCGCACGGGCCGCCCGCCUGGGUGAAGAAGGAGCUGGAGCCCCUGCCGCCGUCGCCGCUGGAGCUGCGGAGCGUGGAGUGGGAGAAGGCGGGCGCCACCAUCCCCCUGGUGGGCCAGGACAUCAUCGACCUCCAGACCGAGGUCUGAGCGGCAGGCGGCGGCCCCGCGCCGGGCCG
This is a messenger RNA of Perognathus longimembris pacificus (Pacific pocket mouse), 4877 nucleotides long. RefSeq names its product adhesion G protein-coupled receptor B1 (gene Adgrb1). Gene Ontology annotation, molecular function: G protein-coupled receptor activity. The record is from RefSeq and is a predicted model, not a curated record. Gene Ontology annotation, biological process: G protein-coupled receptor signaling pathway; cell surface receptor signaling pathway; negative regulation of angiogenesis. Gene Ontology annotation, cellular component: plasma membrane. NCBI's taxonomy places the organism in Eukaryota, Metazoa, Chordata, Mammalia, Rodentia, Heteromyidae.